UUCCUCAUGUCUUACAUAUGAUACCUUAUAAAAAGAUGAGGAACAGGAUGAGUUGUAUUUCCAGUUCAAGAAAUUCACAGACAGCUCUGACUUCUACAAAUACACUGGUGAGACAAAUCCACGGGCAUUCACAACUGAGAUUUUAGUGGAGAUCUGGAAAUCAGACAUACUUUGAAGCAGAUUUUUGCUAACUAAAAGAAUAAAUGAAGAAGACAAAACAUUUCUUUAGUUUCUACUUCUUUGCCUUAGUUUUUCUGGGCCAGAUUUUUAGUACCACAGGUUCCAAAAAUGUCACAGUUCCAGGUGACAUUAUGAUUGGUGGAUUGUUCCCAAUACAUGAAAGUGUGAAAAUGAUCAUUGGAGAAGAUGGCAGGGAGACAAGGACCUGUGACAGGUUCAGUAAUGCUCGACUGGUCCAGUCUCUGAUAAUGGUGCACGCAGUGGAGGAGGUAAAUAAGAGGCAUGAGUUGGGGAACCUCACCCUUGGAUUAUUAAUACUGGACUCUUGCGGGGACGUUACCACUGCCUUGAACCAAAUCCCAUACUUCAUGAAGAGAAACCUGGAUGGUCCAGACAGGUCCUCCCCACCUGUGUUGGCUGUUGUCGGUGAAUACUACUCAGAGAUAUCCAUAUCAGUUACUAGGCAACUCAACCUGGAGUAUAUACCUCAGAUAAGUUAUGGUUCAACCGCUGGUAUCCUGAGUGAUAAGAUCCGUUUUCCAAGCUUUAUGAGGACAGUACCAGAGGACGAUCACCAAGCACGCGUCAUCAUGGAGAUUGUCGAAAAAAACCAAUGGACUUGGGUUGGUGUCGUCAUAACUGAUAGUGACGCUGGCCGCUAUGCACGGGACCGACUCCAGCACUAUGCAAAAGACAAAGACAUCUGCUUUGCCUUCGUCUCUGUCCUCCCAGAGGUUCUGAGUGACAGCGAACUCAAGGACAGCAUCAAUGCCACAAUUGAAGACAUUACUAAAAAUGAAAAAGUCAAGGUCAUUGUGUCCUUUGCCAAAACUGACCACAUGAUGUAUCUUUUUGACAAUCUUCUCAAGGAUUCUCGAGGCAGGGAGAAAGUUUGGGUGGCCAGUGAUAAUUGGUCAGAAUCACCUAAUGUACUGGGAAACUGGACUUUAAGUGAUGUAGGAAUAAUCUUUGGGACUACACUUAAAUCUGGAAAAACAAACAAUUUUGAGCAGUAUCUCAGUAAUCUUGAUGUGAACCCUGACCACAACAAGAACAACCCAUUCUUGUAUGACUUUCUUAAGAAUCAACAGCAAGGACAAAAAGCUAGUUCCUCACAUGUAGAGCUGAGAGCCAUUGAGGUACUAAAGCAGAUGAUAUAUCCGCAUGCUGUGUUCAGUGUUGAGUUGGCAGUUAGAGCUAUUGCUCAGGCUGUUGCAGACCUAUGCGUCAACAGGGACUGUAAGACGAAGCGAUUAAAACCCUUGGAGUUACGAGAAGCCUUAAAGAGAGCAACGUUCCACAUGGACGGGCGAAACUAUACAUUCAACGAAAGGGGUGACCUCAACUCAGGAUAUGAAGUCAUCCUGUGGAGGAGCCAAUCAACCUCUGUGGAUGUGCACUACAUUGUGGCUACUUACGAUAUAGAAAACAAGACGUUCACUUUCAUCUCACCAAAAACACGUCAAGAUUUCCAGAAUGUCACAAGAAAUGUGACUUCCAGGUGCUCAGACACCUGUAAAGUAGGCUACGUGAAGAAGUCAUCUGAUCACCAGCCAGUUUGCUGCUAUGAAUGCAAUCCCUGUCCUGAGGACUCCUUUUCGAACACAACCGAUUCCACACAGUGUCAUGAGUGUAAUAAUGUUACUCACUACUCCGCUGAAGGAAGUCAGAAUUGUACCCCCAAGAAACCUGUUUUCCUGAAUUGGAGUGAUGAGUAUCAUAUCGUGCUGCUGACAGUUACUGCUCUAGGGGCACUGCUUACCCUUAUUGUUGGGAUCAUCUUCCUUGCACGUUGGAAUACCCCUGUUGUGCGUGCAUCUGUGGGCCCAAUCUGCAUCCUCCUCCUCCUCUCUCUCUUGAGCACAUUUGUGAGUGUAAUAUUAUUUGGUGGUAAACCCAACCACUGGCAAUGCCAAGCUCGACAGGUACUCUUUGGCUUGAGCUUCACCCUGUGUGUCUCCUGCAUCAUGGUCAAGUCCUUCAAGAUCAUCUUGGCCUUUGAGUUUGACCCCAACACUAAGAGAAUCCUGAAGAAGCUCUACCAACCCUACAUCAUCAUUGCAGUGUGCCUGUCAGGUCAAGUAAUCAUCUGUGCCGUGUGGCUUGCACUCAAGCCUCCAACGCCCCAAUGGAAGCAAACAAACAACAAAAAGAUGCGUCUGCACCUCUGCGAUGAAACAUUCUUUCCUGCAUUUGGUGCCAUGUUAGGCUAUAUUGGCGUAUUAGCUUUCAUCUGUCUUGGUGUUGCUUUCAAGGGCAGAAAUUUACCUCAUAGUUACAAUGAUGCAAGGUUCAUCACCUUUAGUAUGCUGAUUUAUUUCAUCAGCUGGAUCAUCUUUGGCCCGGUGUAUGUCAAUGUAGAAGGUAAGUACCAUCCAGCAGUAGAGAUGGUCGUCAUCCUCCUCUCAGCCUACGGCAUCCUGUUUUGUCAGUUCCUCACAAAGUGUUACAUUAUUCUGUUUAAACAGGAAGCAAACACAGAGAGUGCGUUCCGCCAGGAAAUCAGGAACUAUUCCUUGGGUGAUAACCUAAAUAGUAGUAGUGGGAAUUUGGUCUCAUCUUCAUUUAGCUCUGAGGGGAUCCAAAACCCUGCUGUAGAUGUGGAAUUACCAAUGUCAAAUCCGCUGUCAUCAGAUCCACUGAACUCAUCCAUGGGCUCUGGUCUGUCAUCAGUCUCUAGUAGUCCAGUCUCAAAUUCACAGUUCUCUAAGUUGCAGAAUGACCACAGUUCCAAUAAGAGGCAGUUAAGGAAAUAUUUAAGCUUGCAAACACAACACCACAGUGAUUCACAAUAGUAAAAAAUCAUUACAAUAUUUACAUCUAAAGCAUAAAAUGUAUUGGUUCAAAUAUUAUCAGGGCAACAAU
Thunnus maccoyii (southern bluefin tuna) is the source of this 3045-nucleotide messenger RNA. RefSeq names its product G-protein coupled receptor family C group 6 member A-like. The transcript is spliced from 7 exons. Gene Ontology annotation, cellular component: membrane. Gene Ontology annotation, molecular function: G protein-coupled receptor activity. Bases 204 to 2975 code for a protein of 923 amino acids. NCBI's taxonomy places the organism in Eukaryota, Metazoa, Chordata, Actinopteri, Scombriformes, Scombridae. The record is from RefSeq and is a predicted model, not a curated record. Gene Ontology annotation, biological process: G protein-coupled receptor signaling pathway.